Molecule: messenger RNA, 441 nt
Organism: Vicia faba (fava bean)
Lineage: Eukaryota; Viridiplantae; Streptophyta; Magnoliopsida; Fabales; Fabaceae
Source: the annotation of a GenBank genome assembly
AUGGAACCACGAAAUUAUUUCACCCUUGUUUUCCUUUUGUUUCUAAACUUGUCUGCAUGGGUGUUUUCUACUACUGAUCAUAAUAACUAUAGCAGAAGUGACUUUCCGGUUGAUUUUAUUUUUGGUUCAGGAACAUCUGCUUAUCAAGUGGAAGGAGCUGCUGAUGAAGAUGGAAGAACUCCUAGCAUUUGGGAUACCUUUGCUCACGCUGGAUUUGCACAUGGUGGAAAUGGAGAUGUAGCCUGCCACGCGUACCACAAAUACAAGGAAGAUGUGCAGCUCAUGCUUGAAACAGGCCUUCAUGCCUAUAGAUUUUCCAUUUCUUGGUCCAGAUUGAUACCAAUUCCUCAGACAAAUACAGAGAAAGACAGGGCAGCAUGUGAACGAAUCCGUACUUUUUAUUUUGGUUGGUUUAUGGAACACUUGUUGCACGGAGACUAA